GUGAAAAAGUUUUUGGGAAAUAGGAGAAAUAGAGAGAGAGAAAUGUUGGCGAAGGAAUUGGGUAGUUCGAACUUCGAUCUUCCCGAGGAAGUCCUGCAAGUACUGCCGUCGGAUCCUUUCGAGCAGCUCGAUGUGGCCCGCAAGAUCACGUCCAUUGCUCUCGCGACACGUGUCUCAGCCCUCGAAUCAGAGUCGUCCGAUUUGCGCGCGAAGCUCGCCGAGAAGGAGGACCUCAUCGCCGAUCUCCGGUCGCGGAUUGAGUCCCUCGACGCCUCCCUCUCCGACACCGCAGACAAGCUCGCCGCCGCCGAGCAAGAAAAGGAGAAUUUGGUGAAGGAGAACGCGAAUUUGAGCAACGCAGUGAAGAAGCUGAACAGAGAUGUGUCGAAGUUGGAGGUGUUCAGAAAGACGCUCAUGCAGUCACUCCAAGAGGAUGAAGACAAUUCAGUUGGAGCUCCAGAGGUUGUGGCUAAGAUACAAACCCAACCCCGUUUGUCUUCUGCCUCACAGAUUGGAGAAGAUGACGCCUCAUUAGCAAAUUCUAGAUCAUAUUCAAUUCGAAGCCAGUCCUCAGAAGUAGGGAAUUCAUUUGCAGAGGAUAGGGAGACAGAUGCAGCAACGAGGCCUCGCGUAUCGCCUGGCCUCCUCUUGGCGUCGCAGACCAGUACACCUCGGUUCACGCCUCCGGCAUCCCCUCCUAGUUUCUCUGCAUCGGUUUCUCCAACAAGAAUGUCUAAACCCGCGUCCCCAAGGCGACAUGCUAUGUCAUUUUCGACCUCGAGAGGCGUGUUUGAUGAUAGGUCUUCUGUAUUUUCUUCUGUACCUCCAGGUUAUGGAUCAAUUCCAGGCUCCGAGACAGCAUCUCAAACUGGAAGAACUCGGGUUGAUGGAAAAGAAUUUUUUCGCCAAGUCAGGGGUCGUUUGUCUUAUGAGCAGUUUGGUGCAUUUCUUGCAAAUGUGAAGGAACUCAAUGCCCACAAGCAGACAAAAGAGGAGACUCUGCAAAAGGCUGGUGAGAUUUUUGGCCCAGAUAACAAGGACCUCUAUGUUAUAUUUGAGGGGUUGAUAACACGCAAUAUCCACUGAAAUGUCUCGAUUGGACCACAACCAUAGUUUGUAACAUGAGUUUCUCACCGUGAUCAGUUUUUGGUGUAAUUAUUAAAACUAAAUAAUGUAAUGAAAUCAUUCUUUGAAAUCCCUCACUCGUACGUGUUGGAGCUAAUAAAUGUGUUUGUCAAUGCUGAUAAAUUACGACUUGUUCUCAUACUUCUGAGUGGCAAAUUA
Morus notabilis is the source of this 1284-nucleotide messenger RNA. RefSeq lists its product as uncharacterized. The record is from RefSeq and is a predicted model, not a curated record. NCBI's taxonomy places the organism in Eukaryota, Viridiplantae, Streptophyta, Magnoliopsida, Rosales, Moraceae. The transcript has 9 exons. Bases 43 to 1086 code for a protein of 347 amino acids.